Messenger RNA from Penicillium macrosclerotiorum, 696 nucleotides. RefSeq names its product mitochondrial 54S ribosomal protein uL16m. NCBI's taxonomy places the organism in Eukaryota, Fungi, Ascomycota, Eurotiomycetes, Eurotiales, Aspergillaceae. Bases 1 to 696 code for a protein of 231 amino acids. The record is from RefSeq and is a predicted model, not a curated record. Gene Ontology annotation, cellular component: mitochondrial large ribosomal subunit; ribosome. Gene Ontology annotation, biological process: mitochondrial translation. The transcript has 3 exons. Gene Ontology annotation, molecular function: rRNA binding; structural constituent of ribosome.
AUGGGUCCUCAGAUGAAGUUAUUCGCGGGGCCCCUGUCAGGCUGUGCCCGACCGACAUGCCUCUCGGGAUCGCUAGCUACUUUCUCCCUCGCCCGAUGCUUCUCUACCACGUCUCCUGCCCUUGAUUGGCUUACUCCGAAGUUCGCCGAAAAGUCCAAGUCUCCCAAGGGUCGCCCGCAUGUCGCUACCGGAGGCUCAACCCGCGGAACAACGGUCGUGUGGGGAGAUUUCGGACUCCGCAUGAAAGACCACGAUCGCCGGAUGCCUGCUUCAGCUCUCAAAAUUGCGGAGGAGACCAUCAAGCGCAGGCUGCGAGGCAUGAAUUACAAGCUUUACAAGCGGGUCGCUGCCAACAUCGGUGUGUACACCAAAGGCAACGAGCAACGUAUGGGUAAGGGUAAAGGUAAAUUCGAUUACUGGACGGUCCGACUGCCUGUCAGCCGUGUCGUCUUUGAACUGAAGGGUGAUAUUCACGAGAAAGUUGCCCGGGAGGCAUUCAGAUUGGCUGGCCACAAGCUGCCAGGUCUCUGGGAAUUUGUCAAAAAGGACGAUCCUCCCGUUGUUGGAAUUACGAAACUUGGUAACGGUGUCACUCUCGAGUCUCUCAAACGCGCACGCAGAAACCCGCCUUUGGGGACCAACGACCUCCAGAAUCCACCUUCAACCACCACCUCCGGCAUUUCCCCCUCCCAAUAA